Molecule: messenger RNA, 2455 nt
Organism: Tripterygium wilfordii
Lineage: Eukaryota; Viridiplantae; Streptophyta; Magnoliopsida; Celastrales; Celastraceae
Product: factor of DNA methylation 1
Exons: 10
Coding region: 208-2181 (657 amino acids)
Biological process (GO): gene silencing by siRNA-directed DNA methylation
Source: RefSeq, a predicted model, not a curated record
CCGGUGAAGCGAGCUGCUUCUACUGUGCCAGAAGCUGCAUUUGGUCUAGGAGCAACCAGCGGUCGGUGUUGCUACGGCAGAGCGUUUGCUUUGGCGCGAGUAGCGACUGCUAUUUUUGCAUGCAGUCUCUAGCUGUUGCGAUUCAGUUAUUGAACUCAGAUUUUCGGUUUUGAAGCCCAUAUCAAACCCUAAUUCAAGAAAAUAUAAAUGAAAUCAAGUGCUGAUGGCAUUCAAAUAUGUUUCUAUUUAUUAUCAAUAUGUUACCUAAUUGUAACUGAGAUGGACUCUAAUUCUGAUGAAGAGUCAGACAUUAGUGAAUCUGAAAUUGACGAGUACAAGGACAAGCCAUAUGAACAGCUAAGGAGUGGAAAAUACAAAGUUAAACAUAUAAAUGGUGCAUUGAGAUGCCCCUUCUGUGCUGGGAAGAAGAAACAAGAUUACAAGUAUAAGGAAUUGUUUCAGCAUGCUUCAGGAGUAGGUAAAGGAUCUGCUAACAGAAGUGCAAAACAAAAGGCAAACCAUCUUGCAUUGGCGAAGUAUUUGGAGACUGAUCUAGGUGCUGAAGCAGAUCAAGCUCCGCCGCCAGUUGUUUCAGAACCUGUCAAAAAAACUCCGGGGCAAGAAGAUCUCUAUGUAUGGCCCUGGAUGGGAAUAAUAGUCAACAUAGUGACUGACUCAAAGGAUGGGGAUGCUUUGUUUGAUGGUGGAUAUUGGUUGAAACGGUUUGCCCAAUAUAAGCCUUUAGAAGUUCGUACUUUCUGGAGUGAACCAGACCAUACCGCACAAGCUGUGGUGAAAUUCAACAAUGAUUGGAAUGGUUUCAUGAAUGCAACUGAGUUUGAUAAAGCAUUCGAAGCUGAGCGUCACAGCAAAAGGGAAUGGAAUGAGCAGAAAAUGAAUCUUGGCUCUCAUAUAUAUGGCUGGUGUGCACGUGCUGAUGAUCAUAAUUCUAUCGGGCCAAUCGGGGAUUACCUGCGCGCUGAAGGAAAACUAAGAACAAUAGCUGACCUUGUCCAUGAAGCAGCCCAAAAUAGAAAUAAUGUGGUGGCGGAUCUGACUGAUAAAAUUAGCUUGACAAAUGAAAACCUGAAUGAGUUAGAGUACAAGUACAAUGAGAAGACUAUGUCUUUGAGUAGGAUGCUUGAAGAGAAAGACAAGCUGCACAAUGAUUUUGUUGAAGAGACAAGGAAGAUGCAGCGAACUGCACGUGAAAAUGUUCGAAGGAUCUUGGAAGAACAGGAAAAACUGAAUUAUGAAUUGGAUGCUAAGAAAAAGCAACUGGAUUACUGGAGCAAUGAAUUGAACAAACGUGAAGCUUUAACAGAACGGGAAAAGCAAAAGCUUGACGAGGAGAUAAAAAAGAAUGAUAGUAGGAACAGUUCACUUCAGUUGGCAUCCGUGGAGCAGAGAAGGGCUGAUGAGAAUGUCUUAAGACUUGUUGAAGAGCAAAAGAGAGAGAAAGAAGAGGCCCUCAAAAAGAUACUUCAGUUGGAAAAGCAGCUGGAUUCUAAACAUAAGUUGGAAAUGGAAAUUCAAGAGUUAAAAGGGAAGUUACAGGUGAUGAAGUGCCUUGAAGAAGAUGAUGUUGCCGUUCAGGAGAAGGUGAAACAGAUGAAUGAAGAUUUGGAGGAGAAAAUUGAAAAUCUCAAUGAGAUGGAGGAUCUGAACAAAACUCUAUUGUUAAAAGAGCGCCAGAGCAAUGAUGAGCUUCAAGAAGCUCGUAAAGAGCUAAUAUCGGGUUUGAGUGAGAUGCUGAGUGCACGCACUAACAUUGGAAUAAAGAGAAUGGGAGAAAUUGAUUCAAAGCCGUUUCAGAACAAAUGCAAGGAGAGAUUUUCUGCUGAGGAAGCACCGUUGCAGGCAUCCACUGUUUGCUCUUUGUGGCAGGAAAAUUUGAAGAAUCCAGGAUGGCAUCCUUUUAAAAUAAUAAAUACUGAAAAAAAACCCCAGGAAAUAAUUGAUGAAGAAGAUGAAAAGCUACGGAAUCUCAAGGAGGAAUGGGGAUCUGAAAUCUACAUGGCAGUUGUAACUGCUUUGAAGGAACUAAAUGAGUAUAAUCCAAGCGGGAGAUACGUGAUUUCUGAGCUCUGGAACUACAAGGAAGGAAGAAAAGCCACAUUGAAGGAAGUCAUCAGUUACAUCUUGAAAAAUAUUAAGUCACUUAAGCGCAAGAGGACUUAAGGUGCUGCAGAAAGAGGAACAUCAAGUUUGAAGAGGAAGCAGAGUGACCUUUGAAGUGGCGUAGUAUUCAGGACCUUAAUUCCUUUGAGCUUCUAUCUUAUGCUGCUAGAUAGCUUGAUAUGAUUUAUGGUUAUAAACCUGCUAUCUUAAUAUCGCAUGGAGUACAAACCUUGUUAACUCUAUCCCAUAUCAACUGUAAUCCUUUUAUUGGGAAGAUCUCUUUGUGACAAACACUUGCAUAAUUGCAUGUACUUCAUGCUCAUUUGUCUCGAAA